AUGAUGAAAAAGCAACCUGUUUUCUCCUUUCAAAUAGUACUUCUACUUUCCAUUUUGUAUUCCACCACUACUUUAGCUCAAUUAUCACCAGCUUCUGCCCCUCUUAAACCAGUUCAAGCAACCCCUACCCCACCAGCUGAGGCUCCUAGACAGCCAUUGGUUCCCUCAUUGCCACAGUCACCAAGUGAUGCCACUCCCGACACUCCAGCUGUUGACAUUGUUGGAAUCCUGAGGCAGGCCAAGUCAUUCAACAUCCUUAUCCGUCUCAUGAAAACCACCCAAUUGAUCAACCAACUCAAUGCACAGCUCCUCACCACUAAGUCAGGUGGCAUCACCAUUCUUGCACCUGAUGACAGUUCUUUCUCUCAACUCAAAUCAGGCUUCCUCAACUCUCUUUCUGAUGGCCAAAAGCUCGAGCUCUUGCAGUUCCACGUUCUUUCUGACUAUGUUUCUAGCUCCAACUUUGAUACUUUAACCAACCCUGUGAGAACACUUGCAGGAGCUAAACCUGGAAAGGUGGAACUGAAUGUGAUAAGUUAUGGAGGUAGUGUGAACAUCUCAACGGGUGAGGUUAAUACCACCAUCACUGGCAUUGUAUAUACAGAUAAGCAUCUUGCUAUUUACAAGGUAGGGAAGGUGCUUCUUCCUAUGGACUUCUUUGUUGUUGCUAAAGCACCUGCAAAGGCACCCUCUUUGGCACCAGAAUCUUCGGAAAAGGCUCCUAAAGCGGAUAAGGAGAAGUCACUGUCUCCGGAUUCCUCAGAAUCAUCUGAGAUUAAUUCCACCAAUGAUACCUCUGGCACUGUGAAAAUCAAUGUGUAUGGAAAGUGGCUGUCCCAUGUUCUUGGACUUGUUCUCCUGAUUGCAUUGUUAUCAUAA
Molecule: messenger RNA, 879 nt
Organism: Vigna umbellata (rice bean)
Lineage: Eukaryota; Viridiplantae; Streptophyta; Magnoliopsida; Fabales; Fabaceae
Source: RefSeq, a predicted model, not a curated record